GCACAGGUAACAAGACCAGGAACAAAAAAUAAACAAAUGGGCCUGGGCCUAGCCAUAUUGGAUUGUGAAGGAAGCAGGCGACCCUGAUUGACGUAGCUACCACUAAAGAAAUCACGUGACGAUUGUACAGGUAACCAGACCCGGAAGAGAAAAGACCCGAAUCGCCAUGUUGGAGUGUGAAGAAAUCAUCUAAAAAUCUCAUCAAGGUGUCUGACCAUGUAUCCCCGUACUUGGGCCCAGGAUGUGUUACGGUGUCACCUCUGUGAGACCCCGGGCCCCCCUAUGUACUGUGACAUUUGUCAUAUACAUCUGUGUGUAGUCUGCGUUGGAAAACAUCUCCUAGAUGAGUCCAAAGAACACAAAGUAGUGCCAUUUAAGAAGAGGGGACUAAAUCCUAAAUGUUCCAAACAUUCCACACAAUUAUGUGACCUUCAUUGUGAACAAUGUAACAUUCCUAUUUGUGUGGAUUGUGUCUCCUCAGGUGAACAUCUAGGACACAAACAAGUUGGCAUUUUAAGAAUACUAGAUACUAAGAGAGAAGCCUUGAAAAAAGAUCUACAAGAAUUAGAAAAUUCCAUUUAUCCUAAAUACCAAGAGAUUGCAUCUAACAUCCCAGUUCAGAAAACUGAUCUAAAUAAAAAUUCCAAGAAAUUAACAACAGCUCUAAACAAACAUGGAGAAGACUUGCACAGAGAAAUAGACAUUGCCAUCAAGAAACUGAAAUCUGACGUGGAUGAAAUGGAAUCCAAACACCUGGUUGUCCUGAAUAAGCAGGAAAAUGAAAUCAAACACACCAUUUCUGAAAUCACAAAGUGCAUUGCUGAUCUAAAGAAAUUACUAAACUCCAAUGAUGUCAGCCUUGUCUCUACCUACAAAUCCAGGGUUGCUGAAUUCAGAAGAUUGCCUCCUAAACUCACAGUUUCCUUACCAAGAUUCACUCCUCAGAAAAUUAACAAAAAACAGAUUUAUCAGCAGAUUGGUUCUCUGUCAGCGUUAUCUAUCAAAACAGAAGAACAUGGCUACACAUUGGAUUCUCCUGGUGCUGAGUCCUCUCCCCCAGACAGACCGCUCAUUGAUGUACCACGGAUCAUCUCAGAAAUAAACACAGAGUAUGGAGAAUCUAAUAAAUUACGCUGUGUGUCCUGUCUGAGUGAUGAUGAGGUAUGGACGUGUGGUCUGGACAACAUGAUGAGACUCUACAACAUCCACAGUAAACUAGUGAAGUCAAUCCAAACCAAGUCAGGGAACAUACCAUUUGACAUAGCAGUGACACAGAGUGGUGAACUAAUUUAUACUGAUCCCAGUGAUAGAACUGUGAACAUAAUGAAGAAUACACAGAUACAGGCAGUGAUCAGACUACGGGGGUGGUGUCCUCUCCAUUUCUGCAUUACCUCCUCUGGUGACCUCCUGGUUGUCAUGAUCACUGAUGAUAAGAAACAAGCAAAAGUUGUGCGUUAUUCUGGCUCCACAGAGAAACAAACUAUUCAAUACAAUGACAAAGGACAACCUCUCUAUACUUCAUCUGAUUAUGAAUACCCUAAAUACAUCAGUGAGAACAAGAACCUAGAUAUCUGUGUAGCUGACUAUGGAGCCCAUGCAGUAGUGGUGGUCAAUCAGGCUGGGAAACUCCGGUUUACAUACGGUCCUCCCUCUUCUACCAAGGAACUAUUUAGUCCAAUCGGCAUCACUACAGACAGCCAGGGUCGGAUCCUGAUAGCAGACAUUAACAACCACCGUAUCCACAUCCUGGAUCAGGACGGACAGUUCCUCCGCUACAUUGACAACUGUCAUUUACAGCAUCCAUUCGGUUUAUGUGUGGACACCAGAGACAAACUCUUUGUGGCUGAGAGGGACACAGUUAAAGUGAAGAAAAUCCAGUAUUACAUGUAAACAAACUGUGAUCAUAAUAUUAACUGUCUACAGAGUGAACAUCAAAUGUCUAUGUAAAUAAACUGAUUGUGUUUAUAUAUUAUAAUACAUCACCAAACUAUCUAGAACUAUAUAAAAUCCAUGUAUUACCAAACCGUGAUCGUUUUAUAUGUUAUGUUUCAUCAAGUUAUAAUUCAGAGACUGUGUAUUGUUCGUGUACAUAUGAUUACUUACUAUCUGUAUAUUUUACAUGUAAAUAAACUGGUUUUAUAUGUAAAUAAAUGUAAAUAAUCAGUAUUUUGUUAAUGUGGUUUCUUAUAUCAUAACAUUAAAGGCUGU
Molecule: messenger RNA, 2208 nt
Organism: Magallana angulata
Lineage: Eukaryota; Metazoa; Mollusca; Bivalvia; Ostreida; Ostreidae
Product: protein lin-41-like
Exons: 3
Coding region: 217-1890 (557 amino acids)
Biological process (GO): proteasome-mediated ubiquitin-dependent protein catabolic process; protein polyubiquitination
Molecular function (GO): ubiquitin protein ligase activity; protein binding; zinc ion binding
Source: RefSeq, a predicted model, not a curated record